Ananas comosus (pineapple) is the source of this 2033-nucleotide messenger RNA. RefSeq names its product acyl-CoA-binding domain-containing protein 4-like. Lineage: Eukaryota; Viridiplantae; Streptophyta; Magnoliopsida; Poales; Bromeliaceae. The transcript has 11 exons. The record is from RefSeq and is a predicted model, not a curated record. Gene Ontology annotation, molecular function: protein binding. Bases 1 to 1545 code for a protein of 514 amino acids.
AUGGGGGGGCCGGGGGUGAGGUGGGGGCACACGUGCAACGCCGUCGAGAGGGGGCGGUUCCUCUACGUCUUCGGCGGCUACGGCGCCGGCAAGUGCCAGACCAACGACGUCCACGUCUUCGACACCGUUUCUCAGACCUGGAGCAAACCGACGUUAAUGGGCAAUCCACCUUCUCCGAGGGACAGCCAUAGCUGCACGACUGUUGGGAACAAGCUGUUUGUCUUUGGUGGAACUGACGGGAAAAAACCGCUCAAAGAUUUGCAUAUUUUAGACACCUCAUCCAAUGCCUGGAUUCAACCAACUGUAGAAGGCAGAGGACCAGAUGCACGCGAGGGGCAUACUGCUUCCCUUGUAGACAGAUGGAUUUUCAUCUUUGGAGGCUGCGGGAUAUCUAGCGAUACUCAUCAAGAAGUAUAUUAUAACGAUCUUUUCAUGCUGAACACAGAAGAACUGAUCUGGAGGCAUGUUAUGACAUCCGGCAACCCUCCUUCAGGCCGUGAUAGCCAUACUUGUUCGUCAUGGAGGAACAAACUUAUAGUGAUUGGCGGUGAAGACUCUUCAGAUUGCUAUUUAUCUGAUGUUUAUGUACUAGACACAGAAACUCUUUCAUGGGAGAAAAUGAUUACAGCAGGACAGGCGUUUCCACCUCGUGCUGGGCACACAGCUAUGACCAUUGGAAGUAAUAUAUUUGUAUUUGGGGGCUUCAGAGAUGAUAGGAACCUUUAUGAUGACCUCUGCGUACUAGAUGUUGAUAGACGUACUUGGAGCAGAUUGAUGCCUGUAAACCAGGGACCUUCUGCUCGUUUUUCUAUGGCGGGUGAUUGCUUGGAUGCAUCAAAAGGAACACUUGUCUUAAUUGGUGGGUGCAAUCAAUCUCUUGAAGCACUUCAUGACAUUUAUUAUUUACAUACAGAUAUGCCGAUAAUAAAUGGAUUGCUUGAUGAAAGGAGAGAGAGGAUAUCCAUCAGGAGAGAGUUGAAGAGGAAGUGCCAAGAAGAAUAUCUUCCAAAAGAACGAUUGAAGAAGGAUAACAGUGCACCUCAGAUUGCGUUGGGAGCUGACUCCAUUCAGCUUGAGAAUAUGCAGCAAUUCAGUCAGUCAGGCAGAAAGGCGCGUCAUCCCAAAGCCGCUAGAAAAAUCGAGUUUGAAGCAAGAAUUAUGAAUAUUAAUCACCAUGGAUAUGCAAUUGAAACGGUUAUUGGCGGGAAAGUGUUUCAUGGCUUGCUAUUCUCUUGCACAUCAAUCCCUUGUCAAGGCAAUGAUGCUAAUGCUAACGAGAAAGCGGCAACCGAAGCUGGGCAUUAUAAAGAGAGCAUGCAGCAGCCUACUGUUAAUGACGAGAAUCCUGUCCGACAGCAAGCGGAAAGCUCAGAACAGCCACCAGGAAAUUUGGAGUCCCUAGCAGAUUCGUAUGCAGAGGUAAGGAAUGCAGUAAUGAACUGUGCAAAGGAAGUCCAAAACGAAAACCCACAUGAAAAUGCACCUCCUUCCGCUAUUGAAACACGGACCUCAUUGGCAAGCGAAGCUCCAGAGGCCAAUGAGUAGCAAUUCGCGAGAAACAGACCAGCCCAAGAGCCAAGAAGAGACAUGGGAAAGAUGUUCUGAGGAGAUCUCUGAGGCAGCCCAACAUACAGUUUACAAGAGGUUACUCGGUUCCAUGAAUGAUGGCCCUAAAUCCCUCUUAAGAUAUUGAAAAGCUUUGACGCAGCUUGUCAUCAAUGUUGUAUAUGUUGUCUUUUUUCCUUGUUUUGAAGUAUAGAAGACAGUUUCAGCAGAUGCAGCUGCUAUUUUGUCCAUAGAAGACAGUUUCAGCAAAUGCAGCUGCUAUUUUGUCCUUGUAAGUUAGUAAAAGCAUGGAAGCAUGCCUUUGGCAAGAGAAAAAGCUACCGUAUGAUCAAGCUCGUAUUUUGCUGUAUUUUCGAGCCGAAUAAGUUUACCUUGUAAUAGGUUUCAUCCAAUCUUGUUGGCGAUCCAUGGGGCAAUCUGAGAAGACCCUUUCUGUUUGUGGCGUCAGUUAAUUUCAGAAGAUUACA